AUGUUGUCUCUCCUCCCGGACCUAACACCACGCGACUCGCACUCGCUAUGGUAUACCUCCUCCCGCAACCCCCUCUCGAGCUUCACGUACGAUGCGAACCCCCAGCAGCUACAACAGCAACAGCAGCAGUUACAGCAGCAGGACAGCUCUGCAGGGAACCCCCACGGAGUUAAUAACCACCGCCGCGGGGCCCAUCUGAUUGAGCGGUCGCCUCUCGCACGCCUACGCGCUGACGAGCAGAACCUCGAGCGCCGCCGCUUAAACGUCGCUAACUUCGGCAGCGCAUGGCUCAAGCCCCCUGGUAUCCACAAGACCCUGCACCAGUUACGCGAGGAGCGCCGCGAAGCUGAGGAGCACCAAGAGGCGCUUCGUCGCGAGCAGCUUGCGCAAGAACUCGCCGAGGCCGAGGCCGCGGACGUUAAUGCCAUCGACGCGCAGGGCGACGAUGGGGUUAUGGACGACGUACAGCUGGACGGGGCUAGGGAUUUAGACGAAGACAUUCCUGAGGCGGAUGCUGACUUUGGCAUUGGAUCCGACGACGAGGAUGAGGACUCUGAAGACGAAGAUGAUAGCGAUGACGACGAGGACUCUGAAGAUGACGAUGAUGAUGACGACGAGGAUGAUGAUCCGGAGCAAAGGGCAGCCCAUGCGCAGCAGCAGCUCAUGGCACAAAGGAUGAGGCAAGCUGACGACGCGUUUCGCGAAUCGGGGGUUCGCGGCCGGGAUAGCAAUUACUACGGUGUCGACGACGAAGUAGACGACGAAGACCAGGCCCAGAUGAUCGAGGAAGACGAUCUAAUCGGCCAUGGAGACGGUGUGGACAUGGACAUGGACGCCGACCUCGAUGAUGAUAUCCCCGAAGCAGAGGACGGAGGUUAUGAGCACACCGACUCUGAGGCGGAUAUGAGCAGCGACGAAGAAGAUGACCAGCCCGAGUUGAGCUUCGCCGCGCAGGCAUCCCAGCAAGUAUCCCAGCAGACGUCACAACAGCAUAGGUUCAGGCAUAGUCUAGCACGAAGCGACGCGACGCGGCAUAGCCUCGCUAUUAGCGACAUCCUAUCGCACGACGGCGACAGCAUCGGAAGUAGCCCGCAACUUCAACGGCGAGCCAGCGGCCCCGCGCGUCGAGCCCGAGGUUAA
This is a messenger RNA of Daldinia childiae, 1140 nucleotides long. RefSeq lists its product as uncharacterized. The transcript is spliced from 2 exons. The coding region runs from base 1 to 1140 and encodes 379 amino acids. The record is from RefSeq and is a predicted model, not a curated record. Gene Ontology annotation, biological process: anaphase-promoting complex-dependent catabolic process. NCBI's taxonomy places the organism in Eukaryota, Fungi, Ascomycota, Sordariomycetes, Xylariales, Hypoxylaceae. Gene Ontology annotation, cellular component: anaphase-promoting complex.